This is a messenger RNA of Aplosporella prunicola CBS 121167, 333 nucleotides long. RefSeq lists its product as uncharacterized. Gene Ontology annotation, molecular function: RNA binding; structural constituent of ribosome. The coding region runs from base 1 to 333 and encodes 110 amino acids. The record is from RefSeq and is a predicted model, not a curated record. Lineage: Eukaryota; Fungi; Ascomycota; Dothideomycetes; Botryosphaeriales; Aplosporellaceae. Gene Ontology annotation, cellular component: cytosolic large ribosomal subunit. The transcript is spliced from 5 exons.
AUGGCCCCUACCAAGAAGAGCAAGAAGACCGCCGACUCCAUCAACAGCCGUCUGGCGCUGGUGAUGAAGUCUGGUCGUGUCACUCUCGGCUACAAGAGCACCCUGAAGACCCUCCGUUCCGGCAAGGCGAAGCUCGUCAUCAUCGCUGGCAACACUCCCCCGCUCCGCAAGAGCGAGCUUGAGUACGUUGCUAUGCUGGCCAAGACCAAUGUCCACCACUUCUCCGGCAACAACAUCGAGCUGGGCACGGCCUGCGGAAAGCUCUUCCGUUGCUCCACCAUGGCUAUCCUGGAUGCCGGUGACUCGGACAUCCUCUCCACCAACACCGCUUAA